CUGGAACGUUCAAUUUAGCACGUAGGUGUUGGACCACGUGAACUGUUGAGUCGCACACACAGAUAGCGGGAGAGCGCUGCUCUGCUCUGUGUCCAAGCCGCAUGCGACAAGCUGACAAGCGCACUUGAGUGAAACUCGAAUAUGAGAGACAGCGUGACGUAUGCUGCUGGAAAACGAGCUUUUGUGAAUGCAAACGUCUGAUCUAGUAUUUACUCUCCGAAGGCGCGCUUGCGAGAGCUUGGCUUAUUGGUUCAGUGUUGGCCGUGUCAGAGGCUGACGCAGCCGGAGCGCCUAUCCGCGUGUGGGACACUGACACCUGACGCCUUCGUCUCCUUCACACAGUCGCCGGGUCCUCUUUAUCACGACCACUCCGGUUUCUGCAGUGCAGGGGGGGGCUUCACUUCACUCUAUGGAAACGGAGCCCGUGGAACCUGACCCGGUCAUGCUGCCUCCAAAGAACUGCCUCCCGAGGAACUACAGCUGCAUAGCGGGGCUCUUCGGGAACCUGGCAGCGGCGAAUCCCAGAUUUGAAGAUGGGGAGGAUUUCGAAAUGAUGAACGGGACCUGUGAGCCCAUCGAGAGCCCCGUGGUGGACGAGAGACCGAGGGGCCGGGAAAUCUUACUCAAGCCCUCGCAGAGUCCGAACCUUCGCCGGAGAUGCAAGUCUCUGCCGACCCCCAUAGAGAGGGGGAAGCUGGAGAUUUGCCGCAGCCGCAGUCCAACCAGUCAAAAGAAGGUCCGGUUCGCCGACUCUCUGGGCCUGGAGCUUACGUCGGUGAAGCACUUCGACGACGCAGAUAUGCCCCAGGUGCCGGAGCGCAUAUUGGCCAAAUUCCCCAAAGGGCCGCUCCAACUAAACCACUUUGACACAAAAUUCCCGCGACCCCCCACGCAGUCUGUGUUUAUGGAGCUGCAGUUCACCAACCCGGGGACCCUGCCCGACUUCGAGCGGAGGGUGAGAGAGGUGAGGGUGAUGCUGGAGACGGUGGAGGCAGACGAAUUCAGCCUCUCCGGCUUCGUGCGCGUAUUGAACCUGGCGUUCGAGAAAAGCGUCUCUCUGCGGUAUUCCCUCAACAACUGGAUAACGUUCAUGGACAGCCUGGCCUCCUACGUGCCGGACUCGAACGACGGCGUGACUGACAAGUUCUCCUUCAAGAUCAUCACGCCCACGUUCCUCGAGAGUGGAGGCACGCUACAGUUCGCCAUUAAAUACUGCGUCGGCGGCCGUGAGUUUUGGGACAAUAACAAUGGGAAAAACUACAAAGUGCGGCGACACCGGCUCAAGAUGUCCCCUCCGCGGGAGUGGGAGAACGGCUGGAUUCACUUCAUCUAGUUUUUUUUGUUUUUGUUUUUUGUGCUUUGCGUUGGUCUCUGGGUUGGCAAGCUGCGUGCGCAAGCGGCGCGUUUUCGAUCCUUGGGCACUGCUAUGAAGAUUAUUGCCUGUUAAUGAUAAUUUGUAACUGCCGUUGUCAGCAAUACACUGUCAUAUUGUGUCGUUGUCUGAAAGUGUAGCUGUUUCCCUCCACCAACUCCAAUACUGGCUCUGCUGUAUGGCAUCCCUCGACAGGUUUGACUAAUUGAGAGAAUAAGCUAUUGAUAGGUAGGUGCCCGUUGAAGGGAUGCGGGGCCGGUAGAUACGUUGCCUUGAUAUCGGGGCUGCGCAUAGCUGUAUGCCCUCUGGCAGGGCACGUCCGCGUCCACGCCGUUACGUAACGGAGACUCACAUGCAACGGGAAACGUGCCAGGCAAUGCAGACUCGGAGCAUUGCUGUUCUUUCCAGAAGCGCAGGGAAUUUGGCGGUGAUGUUUUAUUUUGAAAAUCGUCUAUCAAAAUUUUCACAUACACACACACACACACAUACACACACACACACACACACACACACA
Messenger RNA from Lampris incognitus (smalleye Pacific opah), 1886 nucleotides. Its product is annotated as protein phosphatase 1 regulatory subunit 3E. Bases 410 to 1333 code for a protein of 307 amino acids. The record is from RefSeq and is a predicted model, not a curated record. The transcript has a single exon. Gene Ontology annotation, cellular component: protein phosphatase type 1 complex. NCBI's taxonomy places the organism in Eukaryota, Metazoa, Chordata, Actinopteri, Lampriformes, Lampridae. Gene Ontology annotation, molecular function: protein phosphatase 1 binding; glycogen binding. Gene Ontology annotation, biological process: regulation of glycogen biosynthetic process.